UCCUCAUCCUCACACUCUCUCUCAUCAUCACCAUUCCCACCAUGAAAGCUCACAACAUCACAGAGAUCCUCUCUUCCUUCCCAGACUACACUCUCUUCAACAGCUACCUCACCCAAACAAGGCUCUGUGACGAAAUCAACAGUCGCGAGACCAUCACAGUCCUGGUUCUCAACGAAACGUCCAUGUCUAUCCUCGCAUCCAAACACCCCCUCUCAAUCGUCAAAGCCGAACUCAGCAUCCACAUCCUCCUCGACUACUUCGACGCUGCCAAGCUCCACGACCUCGCCACCGCCACCACCACCGUCACCACUCUCUACCAGACCACCGGCGAAGCUGAAAACGGAGUCGGCUUCGUCAACAUCACCGACUUACAAGGCGGCAAGGUCGGAUUCCGAUCGGCGGCUCCGGGAUCGGCUCUCGACUCGACUUACACUAAAGAGGUGAAGAAAGUACCGUAUAGUAUUGCGGUUUUGGAGAUCAGCGAGCCGAUCAUUGCGCCGGGGGUUUUGAAUUCGCCGGCUGGAUCGGCUUCCGAUGUGAAUAUCACUGAUGUGAUUGUGAAGGCUGGGUGUAUAACUUUUGCGUCGUUGAUUGUGGAGACUGGUGUGUUGAAUGUGUAUCGGAAGGUUGUGAAUACUGGACUGACGAUUUUUGCACCGUCUGAUGAAGCGUUUAAGGCUGCGAAUUUGCCAGAUCUGAGCAAGCUCACGAAUGCUGAGGUGAUCGCGCUCUUACGCUAUCAUGCCCUAGCUAGUUACGAUCCGAUUGGGACGUUGAAGACGAUCAAGGAUCCGAUGGCUACGUUGGCUACGAACUCCGCCGGAAAGUUCGAUUUGACGGUUAAUCUAGCCGGCGAUGAGGUCACUCUGAAGGCCGGUCGAGACUCGUCGCGAAUCUCGAGCACUCUGAUUGAUUCGACUCCUCUCUGCAUUUUCACCGUCGAUCAUGUUCUCAUUCCGAUCGAGCUGUUCGGCAAUGCUUCGUCGCCGGCACCUGCGCCGAAGCCUGUGACUUCUCCAUCUCCGUCGACUGCACCUGCACCGUCACCGGUGGUUCCGGCUCCGAAAUCUGCUGAAGCUCCGCCGCCAGUGUACUCUCCUCCGGCUCCGCCUACGGAAACUCCGGCAGGAUCUCCGGCGGAGGGACCGAACCAGGCCCAGAACAGUACGUCGGGAAAUGUCGCCUACGUGAAAGCUCCGGCAUUGUUCAAUGCUCUCUCAGUGUUAGCUUCAGUUAUUGUCUCUCUCUUGUCCUAGAUCGUAAUUUUGCACCAGGUUUUUUUUAAAAAAAUUUAAAUUUUCAUUUUAGUUUGUUUUUUGGGAGUUAAUUUUAUGUUAGCAGCCGUUACUGGUUAAACUGGUCUUUUUAAUUUAAAUUUGACAUUUAUUUAGCAAAAUGUGAUUGCUCAUCUUCUCCUCAUUUAUUAGUUAAUAAGUUA
Messenger RNA from Camellia sinensis, 1438 nucleotides. RefSeq names its product fasciclin-like arabinogalactan protein 10. Gene Ontology annotation, cellular component: plasma membrane. Lineage: Eukaryota; Viridiplantae; Streptophyta; Magnoliopsida; Ericales; Theaceae. The record is from RefSeq and is a predicted model, not a curated record.